This is a messenger RNA of Penicillium verhagenii, 849 nucleotides long. Its product is annotated as PICOT family protein. Gene Ontology annotation, molecular function: 2 iron, 2 sulfur cluster binding. The transcript has 2 exons. The record is from RefSeq and is a predicted model, not a curated record. NCBI's taxonomy places the organism in Eukaryota, Fungi, Ascomycota, Eurotiomycetes, Eurotiales, Aspergillaceae. Bases 1 to 849 code for a protein of 282 amino acids.
AUGUCCGCCCUCACUGAAGUCCUCACCGAGGAAGACUUCGCCGCACACUUGAGCUCUCUCUCUCCGUCUGCGCUGGUCGUUCUGUACUUCCACACCCCAUGGGCCGCACCCUGCACCCAGAUGCGCACCGUCCUUUCCGCCCUCGCAUCGCAGUACCCCGCUACAGCCCCGCCCACAAUUUCAUUUAUCAGCAUCAAUGCUGAAGAGUUGCCUGACAUCUCAGAGGAGUAUGAUGUCUCUGCUGUUCCAUUCGUCGUCUGCCUGCGCAGUGGUCAGAUUCUGGAAUCCAUUAGUGGUAGUGACGCCAUCAAGGUCCGCGACGCCAUCGAGAAACACGCCGGUCGCGGAAACGGCGCUGCCCCCAUCGAUGGUGGCCACAGAGCUCACAUUCCCCCUCCUCUCUCUGCUGUUCCUCGUGAAGAUGGUCCGUUGAUGGCCACCCAGUCCCCUGUCUAUUCGACGGAUGCCGUUGGCCCCGCGGCGAACGCGACCCCCGUUGCUGCCGAGUCCACCCUCACUCCCGAGCAGUCCCAGGAAGCGCUUUUCGCUCGUCUUGCCGAGUUGGUUAAGGCUGCACCCGUUAUGCUGUUUAUGAAGGGAACACCCAGUUCGCCGCAAUGCGGUUUCAGCCGACAGUUGGUAGGUAUUCUCCGAGAGCGGAGUGUCAAGUACGGAUUCUUCAACAUUCUGGCCGAUGAGGACGUGCGACAGGGUUUGAAGGAGUUUGCCGAAUGGCCCACUUUCCCCCAACUUUGGGUCGAUGGAGAACUGGUCGGUGGUCUGGAUAUUGUUCGCGAGGAGAUUAACAGUGACCCUAACUACCUGGUGGCCUACUCGGUCAGCAAAUAG